AUGCAAAAGGGCAAACUUACCCCAGCGUAUACAAAAAAGGUAGCAACAGCACUGUGGGAGCAGAUAACUGCAACAUUAAAUGCUACACCCGGAGGAGCUAUAAAAACACCAACUCAGUGGAACAAGACCUGGAGAGACCUUCGAAAGAAUGUCAAAAAUAAAGCUUCGAAAGAAAAGCAGUACAGGAAUGGUACAGGAGGUGGUCCACCAAUGCCUCCACCACCACCAGAGUUGGACAAAACUACUGAUGAAAAAUUUUUAGAAAUUCUAACACCUAUAGCAGUGGAGGGGAAUGAAGUUCCUGAUUCAUUUUUCUUAAACGUUGAUGUAAUUUUACAUAUUAUCGAGGAAAAAGAAAAUGAAUCUAAUAUUGAGAUUAUAGAUGAAAAUAGCAUGGAGCCUGUUGCUGCAACUUUGACACCAAAAAAAAAAGAGAAAAAUUACCCUGCACACUGUAGAAAACACUGUAUCAAAAAAUUCAAGAAAAAAAGUGUGAACUCUUCCAGAUUAAGCCAUAGCUUAAGAAAUAAUGAAAAGUUCCUAAUGAUAAGCCAACAAGGAAUGUCAGCAACAGAAAAAUAUCAAAAGAAAAAGUUACAGUUGUUAGAAGAGCGUUUUAAAAUAAAGCAGGAGUAUUAUGAAAAAAAAAUUAAAGUUAUUGAAAAUAUUUCGGAAAAUGUUGAAAUGAUAGCAAACAAAAUUGUUCAUAUUUUUUAA
Molecule: messenger RNA, 717 nt
Organism: Sitophilus oryzae (rice weevil)
Lineage: Eukaryota; Metazoa; Arthropoda; Insecta; Coleoptera; Curculionidae
Exons: 3
Coding region: 1-717 (238 amino acids)
Source: RefSeq, a predicted model, not a curated record